Messenger RNA from Xenopus laevis (African clawed frog), 6423 nucleotides. RefSeq names its product transducin (beta)-like 1 X-linked receptor 1 S homeolog (gene tbl1xr1.S). Bases 1048 to 2616 code for a protein of 522 amino acids. Gene Ontology annotation, biological process: regulation of transcription by RNA polymerase II; positive regulation of transcription by RNA polymerase II. NCBI's taxonomy places the organism in Eukaryota, Metazoa, Chordata, Amphibia, Anura, Pipidae. The record is from RefSeq and is a predicted model, not a curated record. Gene Ontology annotation, cellular component: nucleoplasm; histone deacetylase complex; nucleus. The transcript has 17 exons. Gene Ontology annotation, molecular function: transcription cis-regulatory region binding; transcription corepressor activity.
UUGUGUUCCUGAAGCGAAUGACGAGUCCGCUUUUGCACACGCUUACUGCCAGCUCCCUUAUCCUACACACACAGGCCUACUGCUAACUAGAGUUUGUUAGGGUGACGAGGAGCAAGGCGCGAUCUUUAACAUACACAGCAAUAGUGGCUUGUACACGAUAAUCGGGUCUUUACGGAAAAUGAUUGCAGCAGGGCUUUCUGAAUUUUUUUUACAUUCUUUUGGAAUCAUUCUUAAACCGUAUGUUGCUGAAUGGAGGCCAGUGAUACAAAUGUAGCACCGCUGUGGUUUCGUUUGGCAUUUAGCCUUGCUGGAAUGUACUUGAAGGGACAAUAAGUCAAUCAUUCUCUGUAGCUGCAAUGUUUGAUGUCAGGACAGUCAAUCCCAAAAAUGGAGUAGUGCUCUAGGUCUGUAACACCGGAUUGGUGUCAGGUGCCGUCCGGUAUCGGGCCCAAAGCUGCCCAAAGCCCAAAAAACUGUAUAUAGCAAAACAAGAAACCUGUGGCACAACUGAUGUGGUAGAUUCAGUGAUCAGUGUUUUAUUCAGCUCACAAAACAAAACAGCAACGUUUCGGGCCUCUGCUGGGCCCUUUUGUCAAGCCUGUCAGGACAGUUACACUCAACCGGAUUCUGAACAAGUAUUACCUUAAACGAUUAUGGGCAUCUAAAGCUGGCCAUGGACGCACAGAUCCUAUCAUACGAAUCGGGGAUUUGUACGAUUUUUGGAUCAUGUGUGGAGCGUGGCGACGUCUUUCGUCCGGCGGAGAUCGGUCGUUUGCUUGAUUAGACAGGUUUGAUUUUGACCCGAUCGAUCCCGCUGGAGCCCAUUGUGCAUCGUAAUCUGAUCGUUCAGCUGACCAGAUCCUGCCAUGAAAACUUGAAUAAAGGCAUUUUUACAUUACAAGGUUUUCUUCUCAGACUGCAUCAAUAUCUAUUAAAAUACACAAGGUGGGUCAUCUAAAACUGAUGUAAUUUCAAGAACAUCAGACUUCAUUUUCUCUGGGAACAACCACUGUUUGCUGUGAACUCAUGGUUUAAGUGGGCAUAAAGAUGAGUAUAAGCAGUGAUGAGGUUAACUUCCUGGUGUACAGAUACUUGCAAGAAUCUGGGUUUUCCCAUUCAGCAUUCACUUUUGGUAUAGAAAGCCAUAUCAGCCAGUCUAAUAUCAAUGGUGCCCUGGUGCCACCUGCUGCUUUAAUCUCCAUCAUUCAAAAAGGACUGCAGUACGUGGAAGCAGAAGUCAGCAUAAAUGAGGAUGGUACCCUCUUCGAUGGCAGGCCUAUCGAAUCUCUGUCCCUUAUCGAUGCAGUUAUGCCUGACGUAGUGCAAACAAGGCAGCAGGCUUAUAGAGAUAAGCUUGCACAACAACAACAAGCUGCUGCCGCCGCCGCCGCUGCUGCAGCCGCUGCCGCUGCGACUUCAGCAAACAAUCAGCAGCCACCUGCAAAGAAUGGGGAAAGUACAGCGAAUGGGGAGGAGAAUGGAGGACAUGCACUAGCAAAUAACCACACUGACAUGAUGGAAGUUGAUGGAGAUGUCGAAAUUCCACCAAGUAAGGCUGUGGUAUUACGUGGUCAUGAAUCAGAGGUGUUUAUUUGUGCUUGGAACCCAGUUAGUGACCUGCUGGCAUCAGGGUCAGGAGACUCAACAGCCCGAAUAUGGAAUCUUAGUGAAAAUAGUACUAGUGGUUCAACACAGCUUGUACUUCGACACUGUAUACGAGAAGGAGGGCAAGAUGUUCCCAGUAAUAAAGAUGUAACUUCUUUAGACUGGAAUAGUGAAGGGACACUUUUAGCAACUGGGUCUUAUGAUGGCUUUGCCAGAAUAUGGACUAAAGAUGGAAAUCUUGCAAGCACGUUGGGGCAACAUAAAGGACCCAUAUUUGCAUUGAAAUGGAACAAGAAAGGCAACUUCAUAUUAAGCGCAGGCGUAGACAAGACAACUAUUAUCUGGGAUGCUCACACAGGGGAAGCAAAACAGCAGUUUCCUUUUCAUUCUGCACCAGCAUUAGAUGUGGAUUGGCAAAGCAACAACACAUUUGCAUCAUGCAGUACUGAUAUGUGCAUCCAUGUCUGUAAACUGGGCCAAGAUAGGCCAAUAAAAACAUUCCAGGGACACACAAAUGAAGUAAACGCAAUAAAGUGGGAUCCUACUGGUAACCUUUUGGCAUCGUGCUCUGAUGACAUGACAUUAAAGAUAUGGAGUAUGAAGCAUGACACUUGUGUUCAUGAUUUGCAAGCGCACAACAAAGAGAUCUAUACUAUUAAAUGGAGUCCUACUGGGCCGGGAACAAACAAUCCAAAUGCUAACCUAAUGCUAGCAAGUGCAUCAUUUGAUUCUACAGUUAGGUUGUGGGAUGUAGACAGAGGAAUCUGCAUUCAUACGCUGACUAAGCAUCAGGAGCCUGUGUACAGUGUAGCCUUUAGUCCAGAUGGCCGGUACUUGGCCAGUGGUUCAUUUGACAAAUGUGUACACAUUUGGAAUACACAGACAGGUGCAUUAGUUCACAGCUAUCGGGGAACAGGGGGUAUAUUUGAGGUGUGUUGGAAUGCAGCAGGGGACAAAGUUGGAGCAAGUGCAUCAGAUGGUUCAGUUUGUGUAUUAGACCUACGAAAAUAGCGCUACUGGUUGGAAGCCAUGGACCGACUAUGAAUGUGUACAUAGCCAAAAUGACUGUCCCUGAACCCAUGUACUGCUAUAGUCCCAGUUAACCAUGGCCAGUCCACUUCAGCCAAACCGAAAUUAAACCUAUACAUAUAUAUUUAAAGUUAAAAGCAAAUCCCUGCAAAUGUUGCACCUCAAGAGGACGGAGAUCUAUCACAUCUAAUGAAUAUAUGCGCUGAAAACUGGUUUAUCUCGAAUAUCAUCUGGGGGGGAAAAAACUUUGGAAGAGCGUUGACCGUGAAACAGAAUAAAUAUAGCAGACACGUGAUGGUGAACAUUAUCUACAUCCCACAUUUUUAUUUUUCAAAUUCCAGCUUCAGUAUCCAGCAACCAAUUGUUUUGUUUUAUUUUAAAUCACUUUGCCUUUACAGAGAUCUUGGGCUAUUUACUUGAGCAAUAGUUUUGUUCUUGGCUUUGAAACGUGUUAUUUUAUAGGGGGUGGGGAGAAUUCUCUUAUGACUGCAUAUAAAACUUUGGGAUUUUUUUCAUUUUCAUUCCCUUUUUCCUUCUUGGUCUACCACUGCUCCAUUUCUAAAAGAUGCAAAUUGUUUGUCUGGACUUGGUACAGGCAUAAUUGUUUAAAUAUUACCUGUACAAAUACAGUCACAUUAAAACAAACCAGAGGUAACAUUCUGUUUAUUUUAUGGUGACGUGGCUGGAUGUUUUUUCGGGAUGUAAAUCUACCAAACCUUAAAGGCACAAAAACAAAGAUCAGACAGCAGACACUGAUGUGUCUCUUGUUUGUUUAGACCAUAAACAUAACAUGGAGCAAUUUUUUAAAGAUAAUUUCCCCCCUUUUUUUUGUGAUCAAGGGUCUUUUAUGGCAAGAACACCUGAAAAUUCAUUAAGCUAUACUAUGGAGACGUGAAACAUUGACAACUUCAUUAUGUAAACAAAUUACAGUGUUAAGAUUAUCUCUUAUGUGAUUCGCCUAUUCCAAAGGUUUUUUUUAUACCUAUAUGUGUAACUCUGGAGAGGGAAGCCAGGUGUUCACCACUUCAGAUUUACUCUGUCUUAGAACUGUGGCACACCGGGCAGUUUUAAGGUCUUUCAGAGCUUUUGUUAAUUUGCUUAAUACUGUUCCCAUUGACUUCACAAAUCACUUUCAAGUGUUGUAUGUAUGUGAUUGCCUGAAAAUACAGUGCUUGCAGGAGAUUUAUAUAAGCCUUAGUGAGGGCAAGCAUCCCAUUCAAUUCCCUUACCCAUAGACUUAAACCAAGUUUUGAUGUUCAUGAACGGUUGCAAGCAUGUUCUGAUCUGCAAGCUUUCUCCAGAAAAUAGCAAGAAACAGUCAUAGAGAAUAGUCAGUGUAGUUAUGGCACACACAAGAGAUCAUUGCCUGUGAAUUGCCACUUGUUUGAGGUAUCUCCUGCAAGUGCCUAAACGGGCAAGUUCACCUUUAGGAGAACCCAUACAAUACAAUAAUAUGUGCCUACAUAAGUAUUCUUGCACUUGGAAUAAGUCAGGAGGAGUAGGGUGAGUUCUGUAAGCAAUAACAAACAUGGUUUCCUCGCUCAUUAUUCCUAUUGACUGUCAACAUAUCAAUAAGCAAAGAAGAGAUGGGAAAAGGCAGUAUAAGUUGAACCAUAACUCCUGACGUUAUUCUGCCAAAUUCUUCAUCAGGGAUGCCACUGCAAGUGAUUACCGGAUCACCUAAGUAGAAUGCUAUUUUAAUGAAAAUCAGUGAAUUCUUAUUCAUUCUUUUUGAAACAAGUAAUGUUUUGGCACUUACUGUUGCAUUUUGUAUGGUUCCCUAAAGGCGAACUUAACUUUGAUCAUAAAGAUAUUCUAUAAUUUGUUGUUUUCAGCCAGUUUUGUGCAUUUUACCUUAUUACAUUUCCAUGACUACUGCCCCACCAUCACCAAAAAACGCACUGCAUGCCUAUAGACUUAAGGACAAUGGCAGACAUGAUGCUUUGUAGACAACCAAAUGCAAGGAAUUGUCUGAAAUGGCUUCCUUGUUAUAGCUGAUAGCUAUAACAGAAAUAUCUAGUCUAAAUAUGUCAAUUUCUGGGGGAGUUGGGUUUUUAGGCCAUAUUUUGUCAAAUGGGCCAUAAUAAGUGGUUUUGGGAGCUCCUUCUGUUUUGUUGCAUAAUUCCCAAGAAGCAGCAGUAAAAAAACAAAGCAGUUUCAAUGCAACAUCGUGCUAUUGUCAUUAAACUCCAGAAGGCAGCACACAUUGUUCAUAUAUAUCCUGCAAUACUUUCCUGCUUCAAUGAGUUUCUUUGUUUUUCUUAUCAUGUUUGAAUCUGUUUACUUUUCAUUUUCUGCUUUUCUUUUUCCAGUUUGUUACACUCUUAGGUGAAAGCCUCCGAUCCAUUUUCUCCUUGUGAUUCAAAGUGAAGAGCUUAAUUCUAAUUUGCAUUUAGAAAUAGUAUAGUGUUUGGGAUAAUUUGAACCUGAAGCCCAGUGAACUGCAUAAUUAUGAGUUAAUAACUCUCUGUACUAAAGUCAAGUAAAUUCCUUAUAUUUAGGGACAUUUUGUAAUGUCAACAGUUUUUUUUUCGAAGAGUCUUCAUACUAGGGCAACAUGAUAUCAAACACCACUUUUAUGUCCUUAUGCAGUGCGUAAACUAUCGGGUAUUUUUAAGAUCAGUAACUUGCUCCAAUUGAAUGGUCUACCAUGGCUCUCUUGACAGUGUUUGUUUUAUGUUUUUGCUCAGUUUUUCCUGUUGUAUGUUAACCUGAAUUGAUACCAAUAUUGUUUUUUUUUUGUUUGUUUGUUUUAAUACCGUUUUCAGGUUUGAAAGAACAUAUGGUGGUUGGAAUAUCUAACAAAUGAUGCUGAAAGGCCCUGCUUUCGAGUUUUCUCAAUAGGAAAAGAAUCUGUGCAAUAAUAGAGAAUAGAAUGUGCCCCCAGGUCUAGACACAAACAUAGUGACCAUUAUACCCUUUUUACCCCUUUUUUUUUUUUUUUUUGGAACUUUUUUUCUCUUUGGAAUUUUUAACUAGACUGAUUUUAAAUAGACAUGCCAUAUAUAAUACAACGGUUCAGUUCAAUCCAACGUUAAAGAAAAAUUAUCAUAAAAAUAAUAUAAACUGCAAAAUCCUAUAAAAAAAAAAAAAUAUUUUGUUAUAUUCUUGAAACACACUUUACUAUUAUCUCCAAAUCUUCUGCUGUUUUUAGUUUAAACCUCCCGAAUUUACGAUUUUACUUGGAAUGCAAACAUCUAUAUUCUGACUGUCCAUGUCCUGCCAUGGUGCUUUUAUCUGCCAAUGGAUAUGAUCUACUUUGUCUGUAACUUGAUGUCAGGAUUUACCAAUUGGUCUGAGGUACAGUAUGUGCACAAGCUCAUUCAGAUGGCAAAAUAAUAUUCGGCAACUCGUAAUAUAAACAACAUAGUGUUGGCUAUUUUGUUAGUAAAAAAAAAAAAGAUUUUGAAACUAAUUGUGAGCCUACCAACAGCACUGGAGAUAUAAAUGUCUACGUCCUUUCUACUUUCAAAUGAAAUUUACAAAUGUAAAAACAUAAACCGGCCCAUGGCAGUUUUUGUACUUGUUAAUACUUUCAUUGGUUUUCAUGGUUUGUCUAACAACAAUGACUUUUUGGUGUUCUGUACUGCCCUGGACCAUGUUAAUUACACUUUAUGAUGUGUUUUUGGUUCUACAUCAUAAGUUGCCCUGUUUUCUCUCACCCCUCCCCACCUUCUUCUUGUUUUGACACAUUUUCUGUUGCAGUUAUCCUUUGCAUUGUAUUGCUCUGACAACUGUAAUUUGAAUCAGAUCUGAAAGAGGUCCAGAAUAAAAUAUAUUUUGAUAUUA